UCAGUUCACUAUGAAGGCACACUUGCUGAUACCAGUGAAGUUUUUGACACAACACAUGAAGAUAACACUAUAUUUUCUUUUGAGAUUGGGAAGGGCAGUGUUAUCAAGGCUUGGGAGAUUGCAUUCAAAACCAUGAAGGUCGGAGAAGUUGCAAAAAUAACUUGCAAGCCAGAAUAUGCAUAUGGCAGUGCGGGAUCUCCUCCAGAUAUUCCUCUAGAGUACUAUUCUCAUGCCACAACAAUAAAGAAAACUUAUCUAUCCAAUUGGACUAAUCUAUCCAAUUCUAGAUCAUAUAGGUAACACAUGAUAAAAAAAUGU
Molecule: messenger RNA, 318 nt
Organism: Vigna unguiculata (cowpea)
Lineage: Eukaryota; Viridiplantae; Streptophyta; Magnoliopsida; Fabales; Fabaceae
Source: RefSeq, a predicted model, not a curated record